Molecule: messenger RNA, 469 nt
Organism: Neopelma chrysocephalum (saffron-crested tyrant-manakin)
Lineage: Eukaryota; Metazoa; Chordata; Aves; Passeriformes; Pipridae
Product: protein LSM12 homolog
Exons: 2
Coding region: 68-382 (104 amino acids)
Molecular function (GO): RNA binding
Source: RefSeq, a predicted model, not a curated record
GGUGGCCCCGCCCCCCGCCGCGCCUGGGCCGAGGCGAGCGGAGCCGCGGGCGCUGCGGGCGGACAAGAUGGCGGCGCCGGGCGAGUACUUCAGCGUGGGCAGCCAGGUGUCCUGCCGCACCUGCCAGGAGCAGCGCCUCCAGGGCGAGGUCGUCGCCUUCGACUACCCCAGCAAGAUGCUGGCGCUCAAAUGCCCUUCUUCCAGUGGGAAGCCCAACCACGCAGACAUCCUGCUCGUAAACUUACAGUAUGUGUCAGAAGUGGAAAUAAUCAAUGACCACACGGAAACGCCUCCCCCCUUAGCUUCCCUCAACGUCAGCAAGGUAGGGGGGCACUGGGAAUUCCUUCCUCCUGCUGGGAUCGGGGGGCAGAUUGGGUGCUGAAACUCACCUGCUUCCAUCGCAACUGCCCAUAGUUCUGUUUUGGGUCUGGGUUUGGGGAUUUGGGGUCUGGGUUUGGGGAUUUGGGUU